This is a messenger RNA of Closterium sp. Naga37s-1, 384 nucleotides long. Lineage: Eukaryota; Viridiplantae; Streptophyta; Zygnematophyceae; Desmidiales; Closteriaceae. The record is from the annotation of a GenBank genome assembly.
AUGAGAAAGGUGGGACGAUGCUUGAAGUGGCGGAGCUUGUGGAACAAUGCGGAACUGAGUUCUGCUGGGAAGUUGGGGGAGGAGGAGGAAGAGGCAGCUGCGGUUGUAGCUGCUGCUGGUGCUGCUGUUGCUGCGGUUGCUGCUGCUGCUGCUGUUGCUGCGGAGGAGGAGGAGGAGGAGGAGGAGGAGGAGGAGGAGGAGGAGGAGGAGGAGGAGGAGGAGGAGGAGGAGGAGGAGGAGGAGGUAGAGAGAAGGGUUGACUCGGGGCAUGGUGGGCUUGGGUGGAGAGUUUACACUGAAGUCCCCGAGUCGGGCCAUAGCGAGGCACAUAUUCACGAGGAGAGAAGGCUGCUGCUGCGCCGCAGCCUGCGCUCAAACCCCUGA